Messenger RNA from Lutzomyia longipalpis, 2087 nucleotides. RefSeq lists its product as uncharacterized. Bases 57 to 2087 code for a protein of 676 amino acids. Lineage: Eukaryota; Metazoa; Arthropoda; Insecta; Diptera; Psychodidae. The record is from RefSeq and is a predicted model, not a curated record. The transcript has a single exon.
CUCCUCCUCCUUCAUUCCUUGUCCUGCUCUCUCCACACGUGAGCAGUGACGAGGAAAUGAAUUCAGAGGACGACGUGCUGAACUAUCUUGUUCAGACAGGAGCGGUAACUCCUGAUUUUCCAGCAGAUCUUGACCCUCCAUCAGAGGCUGCUUCUUCAUCAGAGGCCGCUCCUCCAUCAGAGCCGGAUCCUCCAUCAGUGCCUGACUUCCUUUCAGAGCCUGAUUUUAAUUAUUCAGAAGAGCCUGAGAGAGGAAAUCCGAUCCCAGGGCCUUCUCGAAUUGCAGAGUCAAGCUGCAUUUGUCCGAUGAGCAGGAAAUUAGAUAUAGCUUCACAUGUAGAGCGAAAGCUUGGCAAAAUUGUUGUGGAAGAGAAGCUGAAGGAUCAUACGGUAAAGAGAGUCUUGCGCCUUUUUCAUGAGAUUGGCUUUGAAUCUCUUCCUCUCACCAAAGCCACUCUAGUACACACUCCCAGGGCUAAAGUCAUCACUCGUUCAGUUCCCCCUGGAGAGUAUUUGCACUUUGGAAUUCAGGAUUUUUUGCUUUCUUUCCCUGAUGAAUCGUACAUCGCUUCUUUGAGCACCAUUUCUCUCGAUGUACAUAUUGACGAAGCGCCGCUUUUCGGCAAUCGUCUGUGGGCAAUACAAGGUGCAUUUCCAAAGCAAAAUCAAUUUUCUCCAUUCCUUAUUGGAGCAUAUGUCGGGAAAGAGAAUCCUGAAUCGCGAGAUGAAUUCCUUUCUGAAUUCAUUGAUGAGUGCAAUUUGCUAAUGGAGCAGGGCAUUAUUUGCACGAAGGACGGCCUUCGUAAGCCUUUUCAAAUUAAUCUCUUUUGCGCAGACUCUCUCGCCAGAGCUUUUGUCACAGCCACCCAAUAUCCCACAGGAUAUCAUUCUUGUUUUAAAUGCGAUCAGAUUGGCUUCAAGAUCGGUAGAAGGACAGCCUUUUCUCUUACUGUUGCUUCUCCACGCACUCAAGAGACAUUCCGUCUCAGACAAGACCCACUGCAUCAUCAUUCAAUGGUCCCUUCGGGACUUGAAAAGAUAUCCAAUUUUGAUAUUGUGGAACAGAUCAUAAUUGAUCCAAUGCACAUUGUGGAUUUGGGUGUUGUUAAAAAGAUGAUUGAGCUCUUUUAUAAAGAGGGAUGUGUUGGAUUUAAACUUUCUUCUGAUGGUCAAAUUUCUAUCGAUCAAUUUUACUGUGCCCUUGCUCCGUUCAUACCAACAAAUUUUGCUCGUGUCCCUGUUGGAUUUGAUGACCUCUCAGAUUGGAAAGCCACUCAAUUCAGAUGCUUUGGAGCUUAUACCGGCCUCAUCACAUACCAUGCUUUUAUGCCAAACGAUUUUUAUCGUCAUUUCCUUUUGCUAUUUUGCAGCAUAAGGUUGCUCUCCAAUUCUAAGAUGAGUGAAGCUGAUGUUCAAUUGGCCAAGAGCCUUCUUGAAAGUUUCGUUUUGCAAUUCCCAGAUUUUUAUGGGCGAGAUAGAGUAAGUUAUAACGUACAUGCUUUGCUGCAUUUGAGUGAUUGUGCUGCAAAAUUUGGGCCACUACCAGGUUUUGCAGCCUUUCGAUUUGAAAAUUUUUUUCGCGAAAUAAAGGAUAAUGUAUCCAAGACACAUCAGAUUCUGGCUCAACUUCGCAAUAGAAAUGCUGAGCAAUCUUAUAUUGCACGUUCUCAAUAUCAGUCAUCUUCAUCUGCCGCGUUUGCUGAUCCACUUCCACAACACAGCCAAAGCUAUGGCUCGAAUUUCGCUUAUAAAACAUUUGCAUUUUCAAAUUUCACUAUUACAGCAGGUCGUCGGGAUGGGUGCUGUAUGCUUACUGGAAACAUUCCUGUUUCUGUGCUUGCUUUUGGAAAGCAAAAUGAUAUUGAUGGAUUCAUUGGCAAGAGGUACCUCAAUCCCAGACCAUUUUUCCUUUCUCCAAUUAACUCACUCGAUGUGGGAGUUUCUAUUGUCGAUGAGCUCAACGAAGAAACUGAAUUCUUCCCAGUCUCGCAAAUUGAGAAUAAAAUAAUUAGAAUUCCUUAUGAGGGUUCCUUUUUGCUAAUAAAUUUGCUUCAUUGCGAGACACCCAAGGAACCAAAUUCUAAUUAA